AUGGGGAAACUAGAUGGUAAAAUCGCCCUAAUUACUGGUGGUUCUGACGGUAUUGGUUUGGCUACUGCUCAGCGUUUCAUCGCCGAAGGUGCAGAACAUGUCUUUAUCACUGGACGUCGACAACAAGCACUUGACGAUGCCGUGAAAAAAAUCGGUGUCAAGAAUGUCACUGCAGUACAAGGUGAUACAUCCAAUAUGGCCGAUCUUGACAAACUGUUCAAUGUCAUUCAGAAAGAGAAGGGUCGUUUAGAUAUUAUCUUUGCCAACGCAGCUACUUGCACGUUUGCACCGUUGGGUACAAUAACUGAAAAACAUUUUGAUGAUACAUUCAAUGUCAAUGUGAAAGGAGUGUUAUUCACCGUUCAAAAUGCUUUACCACUGUUGGUCGAUGGCGGAUCAAUUAUCCUAAACGCAUCAACUUCCUCCAUCCAGGGGGAUCCAGCUUUGAGUGUGUACUGUGCUACAAAAGCAGCUGUUCGCUCUUUUGCGCGUUGCUGGACAGUCGAUUUAAAAGAGCGUAAGAUUCGAGUGAAUACUUUGAGUCCAGGCGCAAUCGACACACCUUUAUUGCGAAGUCUCGGAACAAGUGAAGAAGAAAAUAAAAUGUUCAUGGCCAGUUGGCAAGCAGCUACACCAAUGAAUCGCAUUGGCACGCCGGAUGAAAUUGCCAAAGUCGUAGUCUUUCUCGCUUCGGACGAUAGCAGUUAUGUUACAGGCAUCGAGCUUUUUGUUGAUGGGGGCUUAGCACAGAUCUGA
Didymodactylos carnosus is the source of this 756-nucleotide messenger RNA. The record is from the annotation of a GenBank genome assembly. NCBI's taxonomy places the organism in Eukaryota, Metazoa, Rotifera, Eurotatoria, Philodinida, Philodinidae.